AUGGUCCAGGCCCCUCGGGCAUUCAGCACGUCUGUCGCGAUGAGGAAGUCGCCGACAGAGACGGUCAAGGAUGGGCUGAAGACGGUGGAUAGAGCCGUUACGGAUAACGUUGUUCUACCUGGUUUGGAAGCUGCCGCAACUGCUGGAAGCAAGAUCAAGCACGGGGCAGAGACGGUUGCUCAUGAGAGUAAAGGCAAGGCGGCGGAGAUGGAGGGCAAGGCGGAAGAAUUGAAGGGCAAGGCGAAGGGUGCCGCGGCAGAGGCCGAGGGCAAGGCGAAAGGGACGGCGGAGAAAAUCAAAAAUCAAUUGUGA
Metarhizium acridum CQMa 102 is the source of this 312-nucleotide messenger RNA. RefSeq lists its product as uncharacterized. The record is from RefSeq and is a predicted model, not a curated record. NCBI's taxonomy places the organism in Eukaryota, Fungi, Ascomycota, Sordariomycetes, Hypocreales, Clavicipitaceae.